CCUUAGGACAUACUUCUAGGUGCCUUGGUUGUUUUCAAUUCAUUUGAUUCUCUCAGCUCUUGCUUUCGAAGCCUUUUUCCUUCCGAUAUAUUUGCUAAGAAAAAUCGUUCUUAUAUCAUACUGAACAAUAAAGGAAUUUGAAAAUGCCUCCGAAAAAAUCGCAAAAAUCUACCACUAAAGGACCCUUUUUCUUCUUUAUGAGGGAAUUCAAGUCCAAGCAAGAAGCAGCCGGUCAUCAUUUCAAGGGUGGGAUGAUUGAGGUUAUGGAAAAAGCAGGUCCGCAUUGGGAUAAGCUAGCACCAUAUGAACGCGAACCUUACAAUCUAAUGGCGAAAAAGUACAAGGCAAACCCGAAAGAUCUAGUUGGCGAACGCUUCACCACUCAAGGCAUUCCAUUUUCCACCGUAGACAACGAUGCCCUCAAACGCCGACAAAAGGACAAGGAAAUACAAACGAAUAUCACUAAAAUGAUAAAUUCGGCUGUUUCCGCCAACGCAUUGGAGGAUUUAGAGUUGUUCUUUAUAUCGUGUAACUAUUUUUGCGUUACGACUGCAAAUAAUUUCGUACCGGCCGAGCUGGGUAUUGUUAAGUACAGUCUAGCAAAUGGAAUUAUUGACAAGAUGAAUAUCCCCAUUAAUCCUCUGGAAAUACCGCUUGGAAUGGCGCACGACGCUGAGUUGCAUACGAGUGAAACACAUCAGCUGCCGUUGCCACCUGAUUGUGAAGGGGAAGAUGAUUAUGAGAAAAUAUUGAAAGAGAUAUUCAAAUUUACUGGAUAUUCGUUCAGCAAGGGAGGAUUACCACCGUUUUUCACAAUGAACAAGGAAAUGACAACAGUAGAGAAUAUUAUGUUGACAUUUUUGGAAACAACUGAGAUUGAAGUAGCUUCCGUUAAAAUUUAUCCAUUGAUCGAUCUUUUCUUUCUUUUGAAACGCGCAACCGAGAACUAUGGAUUGGAUAUAAGCACAUUUCCCUCGGUUCACAUGGCUAAAGGAAUAUUGGAGAAGGACAUCUAUGCCUACACGAAUGGUAUAGGUUGCGAGUACCACGAAACGCUCGGUAAUCCAAUCACAUGUACGUUGUCGAAAUGUACUCGUUGGGCGUAUACUAUUUCCGAUAGCUGCUGUUUGGAUUUGGGAAUCGAAAUGGAAAAAGGAAGGCAUCUGCCGGAGAACAUGACAAUGCUUACUGAUGUAACUGAAACAUUGUCCUGCAUUUCGAUGCGUUUAAGCAAAACAACAUUAAACUCGGAUGUAACGCAACACAGUGCGCAAUCUUGUCAAAAUGUGUCUAAAGUUGAAGCUGACAAUGAGCAGGGCAAUUCAGCUAUCUACAGCAGUCGUAUUGGAACAAAAGCAAAGCCAUCGAAAAACGAAAAAGGCUUCAAUGAAACAAAUCCGUUUCACAACGACAAGUAUAAAAUGGAAGCAAAGACAAAACCAAAUCCGUGGUCUCGCAAAACUAAGCUUAUUGAAUCACGUGUCCCACAAGAAGUCGAAACAACGGUAAUUGGAAGAGGAAGAGGUACACUAGCGAAAGUUUCCGUUGGGCGAGGUAUGGGUUUGAAUGUAACACCCUUUUUGAAACUUCGAGCAGGACAGCUAAACAACGAAUGAAUACUAUUAACAUGACAAUUUUAUGCGAUACGCAUGUAUUCUCGUUCCAAUAUGUUUCACGUAUAUUAACCGUUAUCAUAUACUA
Messenger RNA from Toxorhynchites rutilus septentrionalis, 1701 nucleotides. RefSeq names its product protein maelstrom homolog. The transcript is spliced from 2 exons. Gene Ontology annotation, biological process: negative regulation of DNA-templated transcription; spermatogenesis; piRNA processing. Bases 144 to 1616 code for a protein of 490 amino acids. Lineage: Eukaryota; Metazoa; Arthropoda; Insecta; Diptera; Culicidae. Gene Ontology annotation, molecular function: sequence-specific DNA binding. Gene Ontology annotation, cellular component: nucleus; P granule. The record is from RefSeq and is a predicted model, not a curated record.